Molecule: messenger RNA, 1692 nt
Organism: Medioppia subpectinata
Lineage: Eukaryota; Metazoa; Arthropoda; Arachnida; Sarcoptiformes; Oppiidae
Source: the annotation of a GenBank genome assembly
UCAUUGUUUGUAACGAAAAGUGUAUUUUGUUUUUAGCGUUCAAUCCAUUGAUUGUGAAACUAAUGAUACGUUUGAUGGCAAUCAUGGCAUGCAUUGGUUGAACACGUGUGGCAAGUGAUCACUACAACGGAUCCCACACCCGAACACAAUGGACAACAAGAUAUCAAUAGAGCCGCGAAGACAACAGAGGCGUCGCAAUCGGGACGCAGACAACAGAAGUACGUCAACCGAUGAGCGGAACCGACGGACCGGCCAUUCGUCGCAAUCGCCUCCACAUAACUCUCGUGUCGUAAUUCUGGCCAAAAACCCGAACCAGAAGUCGAAUACACCCACAGCUGUGUCUAUAUUGACGUCGGGCUCGCAGUCGACGGCCGUCACACCCGUUCCCACUAUUCAGAUAAUGUCUUCAUUGCAUUCCCAACAACAGCAUCAAAAUGUCAACACUUCCAACACAUCCAACGCCAACGCCUCCAAUACGGGACACAUGUCUUCGGUGACCAAAUCUGCGCAAUCUGUCGGCGCGUUCAGCACUCAGUCGGCGGCCGACGACGCCGUCAACGAAUUGAUGGCAGCCAUGCCUUCAGUCAUGACUUUAAUAGACAGCGAAAGCCUUAUGUUUCUGGAGAGUCCGGCCAACGAUUUCCUGUUGAGUGACGCCAUGACUGCCUCUGGCUUUUCGGUCAUUUCCACUGUGGGUAUGGAUGGCGUCGGCAAGUCUUCGGUACUGAAUCUGAUCGCCGGUAGAGAUGUGUUCAGAGUUCACAGCAAUAAAUACAGUGAAAGACCGCUUAAACACAAGACUAAAGGAGUGAAACUUCAUAUCACUAAAGAGAGACUACUUCUUCUCGACUCUCAACCACUGUUGAGCGCAUCAGUUCUGGACGAAUAUCUCCAGAAAUGUCCGCCACUGUCGUCGACGGGCGUCGAUAUCUCUGAACCUGAAAACUAUUCAUUUAUGAUUUCAUUACAACUCUUAUCGUUUCUCUUCGCGACCACUGAUUACUUAAUAAUAGUAAUGGAUUGGGUUUUAGACAUUCAUCUCAUUAAACUGAUGGCCACCGCUAUAAUGAUGGUCGGAGAGACCACUCAAAAAGCAGAUAUCAUUAUCUUCUUUAGGAACAGUGAGACCAAAAUGGUUGAUAAAAAGACGACUAAUGUUAUCAAUUCAUUGCUGGGAAGAAGUGUUUACGUGACUGUCAUUAGCGGCGAUGAAAAGGAGUUAUUGAAUGCUGUGAUGAAAGCGCCGGCAAAACGUAAUCCAUCAGAAAAUGGUCGCAACUCUUCGCACGCGUCGGAAAAGUCGUGGCUAUUGUCGUCUCAACGGUAUUGGGAGACAUCGAUACGGAAGUCUAGUCUAUAUUCAGAUUACGGCCGCUUUUUGCCAUAAAAUAUUUGAUUUUGUUUUAAACUUUCUAUCAAUCAAUAAAUAACAAACAUUUUGUGGACAACAAAGACAUCAAUUGCCAAAUUCUGAGUUGCGAUAUAUUCCGGAGUCCGCCUGAUAUAGAAGCGUCGCUAAUAUCCUCUCGUGACUGAUUGUCUUCGAUGGCAGUACUAUCUGUUGGACCAAACCAUUCAAAUGUUAGUCUUAAUUAUAUUGGUUUCUCCAAUACUUUGAUUGUAUAAUCAAUUGUUUUUUAAUAUAAUUAUUAUUACAAACAAUGAAAUAAAAUUGUAAAUUGAAACGAAAAA